CUGCAGAGCUUGAACACAACCCCGAUAUAUGUUCACGAGAUCGAUGAAGACGGCUAUGACGUGAGCGGUUAUCGCCCGUCUACUUUGGACAAGGUCUUGACUGAGAAUCUGUGCCGCUCAUUGUGCUGGCACUUGGAAGCCGAGCGACUCUUUGAAUCACUUCACAAUUUCGGAAAGUUGAGUCCAAGCCCAAUUUUGGACUGGGUCAAUGAAGGAGAAAGCGCGUUCGCACGUGCUCCGCCAGGCGCGAUAUACUAUUGGCCUGGCGCAAUGCUCCAAGCCCACCUGCGAGCCACUCUGUACUGGCACGAAUCUCCCGAUGUCUCGAUCGAUGUAUUGGCCAGGUUUCAGGGACGCAAUUUGACGAGAUCUCUCACUGCCAUGGUAUGCACCUCUUCGCAAAUCAGAAAUCACUGCGAGCGAAAUGAAUCGUACGACAAAUUCCUUGGGUUGGAGCUCUCCCGUUUACAACGCGCAAUCGCCAUGCUCUGGCAUCCCAUCGACCCAGACGCUCUUCCCCUGACGAAGGCCUACAUAGAAAUGCGAGCACGCAAGAAGAACUCAAAGGAAGCACGCGCCCUUACUAAUGCGAAUAUCCCAAUAAAAUCGAAGUUCGACCGCGACGUUAUCCGCGCGUCAUACAUCCUCCUCCUUCAAGACGAAGAACAACAAGUCGAUCAACUACUGCAGAGCAUUCCGAUGAGCGUCACUGGAUUUGAAGCCCGACAGCGACGCGUGAAGCUAUUUGAUGAAUAUCAUCACGAUCCUCGCUUGCAGAAAUUGCAUGAGCAAUGUCCUCGUCUGGAGAAGAUCUGGAAUGUGCUGAAUGAGAGGAAAGCGUUCUAUGAGAGUCAGAUGAGACAGGCUGAAAAGAUGAGAGAGAGACGUAAGGCGAAGGAGCAAGAGGAGAUGGCGCUGGAGAAUCCUUUUCAGGGAGAGAAGCCUGCGAAACAGCCUGCGCGAUACCAGGUUGCUAAAAGGCACCAGGAGCUCCAGGCGCAUAAUGAGCGUCAAGCACAACAACGGAAGGAUCUUCCACUUCAUGAAACGCGGGUCAUAAAGGUCAUUAAGCCUGAGAAGGAGGAGGAGGAGGAGGAGGAGGAUGAUGUCGUUCGCCAAUGA
Messenger RNA from Cercospora beticola, 1122 nucleotides. RefSeq lists its product as uncharacterized. The record is from RefSeq and is a predicted model, not a curated record. NCBI's taxonomy places the organism in Eukaryota, Fungi, Ascomycota, Dothideomycetes, Mycosphaerellales, Mycosphaerellaceae.